Exophiala oligosperma is the source of this 1701-nucleotide messenger RNA. RefSeq lists its product as uncharacterized. Gene Ontology annotation, molecular function: transmembrane transporter activity. Gene Ontology annotation, biological process: transmembrane transport. The coding region runs from base 1 to 1701 and encodes 566 amino acids. NCBI's taxonomy places the organism in Eukaryota, Fungi, Ascomycota, Eurotiomycetes, Chaetothyriales, Herpotrichiellaceae. The transcript has 2 exons. The record is from RefSeq and is a predicted model, not a curated record.
AUGGACGCGAAACGACCACUAGGAGGGCACGAACUAGAUGUGAUAUCACCAUCGCUGUGCACGCAAGAUGUGUCCAUCGAAGCCUGUCCUGCCGGCAUCUUACCAACGAUGGACGAGACCGAAAGCCCGGUCAAACAUAGAAGCAAAUUCCGAAUCACCAUGAUUCUAAUUGCUCUAUACCUAUCUCUUUUUGUUGCCGCACUGGACGCCACCAUCGUUGCUACUGCGCUCCCUAAAAUCACGGCUGAUCUUCACUCUGCUGCCGGCUACAUCUGGAUCGGAGGAGCCUAUCUGAUUGCCAAUGCCGCUGCUGCACCUAUCUGGGUCAAAUUGUCGGACAUUUGGGGUCGGAAGCCAAUCUUCCUUGCAGCUCUUGUCGUAUUCUUCGCGAGCUCUAUCAUCUGUGCUGCAGCUGUUGACAUGCAGAUGCUUAUUGUUGGCCGCAGCUUUCAAGGUGCUGCAGGCGGCGGUCUCAUAUGUAUGGUCAAUGUCGGAAUAUCCGAUCUGUUCAGCGUGCGCGAAAGAAGUCUUUGGCUCGGUUUCUGUGAGGGAAUUUGGGCGUUCAGCGGAGCUGUAGGACCUCUUCUGGGUGGUGCCUUUGCACAAUCCGCAACCUGGCGCUGGUGCUUCUGGUGCAACUUGCCCAUAUCAGGCACUGCCUUUGUGUUGAUCGUCUUCUUCCUCGACGUCCACAACCCGCGAACACCAGCAAUUGAAGGGAUCAAAGCUAUUGACUGGUUUGGAUGCAUCUCUAUUCUGGGCGUCACCGUGAUGCUUCUUCUUGGUCUGGAUCUUGGUGGAGCAGUUUAUCCUUGGGGCUCUGCCAAGGUUGUAUGCCUGAUCGUCUUUGGUGCAUUGAUGGUUCUGGCAUUUAUUUACAGCGAGAAGAAGCUGGCCAAGUAUCCUGUCAUACCUCUUUCUCUAUUUGGCACGAGAAAUGUUGCCACACUUCUCGUCACAUUUUUCCAUGGCGUGGUCUUCAUGGCGGCAGAGUACUACCUUCCACUCUACUUUCAGAGCGUAAAAGAGUCCUCCCCUCUCAAAUCGGGUUAUCUUUUGGUGCCACUUAUUGUUGCCACGGCAGGCACCGGCGUCCUCAAUGGCGUCUUCAUCCAUCGUACUGGCCAGUACAGACCGUCACUUUGGAUUGGCCCAGUACUCCUCACGUUGGGAACUGGCCUCUACUUGAUGCUCGAUGCCAACUCAAGCAUCGGUAUGAUAAUCGGAUUCGAGAUCAUUGGAGGAAUCGGAUCAGGGCUUCUGUUCGAGCCUCCUCUGAUUGCCAUCCAGCAAGGAGUGCACCAGGACGACGUUGGUACCGCGACUUCGACUCAAGCUUUUAUCAGAAGCAUGGCACUAUCGUUGAGCGUCAUCGUGGGUGGCAUUGUGUUCCAACAAAGUAUGGACCUUCGAAGAUCAAACUUGAUCGCAGCCGGCCUGCCACUAUCUGUCGUGGAAGAACUCUCCGGGAAAAACGCCGGUGCAAACGUUGACGUCGGACGCAAUCUUCCGCCUGGUCAAGGUCGUGCCGUUAAAGACGCCUUCGCCUGGAGCAUUCGAAACAUGUUUAUCAUGUUCACUAUCCUUGGAGCGCUCAACAUAGUCGCAAGCUUGUUUAUCAAGAAGACCAAACUGUCCAAGGAACAUCGGGAGACUAUUACUGGUCUCAAAAACAAAGAUACGUCGUCACCAGUGCCUUGA